Messenger RNA from Letharia columbiana, 3138 nucleotides. RefSeq lists its product as uncharacterized. NCBI's taxonomy places the organism in Eukaryota, Fungi, Ascomycota, Lecanoromycetes, Lecanorales, Parmeliaceae. The transcript is spliced from 5 exons. The record is from RefSeq and is a predicted model, not a curated record. The coding region runs from base 1 to 3138 and encodes 1045 amino acids.
AUGGAGAAGCUGAAGAACCUUGUCAACCCUGGAAGCAAGAAAGACGAUGAAGUCAUGUAUGGUUCCGGACGAUCGGAUGACCCCGUUCACACUGGCGACACCAGUAUGGAAAAUACCAAUACUGGCUCCGGGCAAGGCAGCCAUUUCAGCAGCAGCCGCACCGCCGGACAUGAUCCCUUGUCCACCUCAAGCAAUCCCACUGGGACAAGCCAAUUCGAUAGUGGUACCACUGGGGGUGCCUCCCAUGGUCUCAGCGAGCCCUACGCCUCCCGUAUGCCUGGAGGGUUUGACAACGAUGACGCUGCAACAACGGCCAGCGUGAGCUCCGGUGUUCCAGGUCAAUCUCAGUCACGAUCAGCCAUGACUGGCGCCAACGACCCAACUUUUACCGACAAGCCCCUUCCCCCUGAGCCUGCUUCAGAGACAGGACUCGGACAGAGCAGUCUCACCGGUAAUAGCUACCCAGACCGUAGCAUUGGAAACAACCCCAGAUAUGGAGACCAAUCACGAUCAUCUCACCUUGGCCGCGAUGCUGCUCUUGGGGCCGGAGCCGUUGGAACCAGUACUCACCGUCACGAAGAUCCCCAGCGAGACAAUUACGCCCCGGAGACUGGCCGCUCGUUUCCCCUCGGAGGCAACUCCGCUUCCAAUGGUCAUGGCUCUACAACUGCCGGCCCACACUCGUCGAACCUUGCCAACAAAGUCGAUCCUCGUGUCGAUAGUGAUGGUUCUCGUGCCAUGGGUGAUACUGGCUAUGGGUCAACUUCCGGUGGUUAUGGCUCUGGUACUGGUGCAACACCAAGCUCAGGCAAUCAAGGCUCCCUAGGCCGUAAUACCCUCGGAGCAGAAGCAGGAGCAGGAGCAGGAGCUGUGGGAUCUGGAACGACCACAGGUAUCGGCUAUGGACCUGAAUCUUGGCAACACGAACACCAGCGUCAUGGCCACCAGUAUGAAGGCGAUCCAUGCGAAAUUGGAGAGGUCGGCGGCCAGGAAGGGCCUCACUUCGUUUCCGGACCUCACAUUACAGACACGGCAAAUCGACUUGACCCGCAUGUAGGUAGUGGUAUUGAGGGUGCAGCUACCACUGGUGACUCCAGUGGAUAUCAUCAUCACGGCCACCAUGGUCACCGUGGUGAAGAAGCUGCGUUAGUAGGUGGAGCUGGUGCUGCAGGAAUGGGGGCAUUAGAGGCAGACCGUAGUAAACAGCGCACCACGGGUAACACUACAUCUUCAGGACUUGACUCAUCGAACACUGAUCGUCACGGCCUUGAUACCACUGGAGGUGGCGCGUACGAUAAUGAACGUCAUACUGCUACAGGUGUGCCAUCUACGGGAAAGACCGCUGGCCCUCAUAAGUCCGACAUGCUGAACAAAUUGGACCCCCGCGUCGACUCCGAUUUGUCAAAGCAGCAACGUUCCCACGGCGAUGGCCACCACUACGAGCGUGAUGCGGCGUUGACAGGAGCUGGCGGUGCAGGAGUGUAUGAGGCAGAAAAGCAUCACCGUGGCAAUGAUCCUAGCCUGGCAACGUCAAGCACUACCGCAAGCAUGGGCGGAUCCCAAGGUCGCCACCACCAUGCCGGGCGCGAUGCCGCUUUGACAGGAGCUGGCGGUGCCGGACUGUAUGAGGCAGAGAAGCACUAUCGUCGCGAUGAACCCAACCUGGCAACGUCGAGCAAUACGUCCGGCAUGGGCGGUCAGAGUCUUUAUGGGUCAGGGGUUGACCCUCGCGUGGAUCCUACACGUUCUGGGAACGGGAGAGAUGAAUCUGCAGUCUCCUCAGCUGGAAGCGGCCAUCAGUCUGCUACUACCUCCGACCAUCACUACAAGAGAGAUGCUGGCCUAGCAGGUGCCGGUGGUAUUGGUGCAUACGAAGCAGAAAAGCAUUCUGGCUCUAGCAACCGUUCUGGUCUUGCAGCGACUCCGCAAGACCAAUUGGCCGGAUCAGGCCACCAACCAGCUAUAGCCACUAGGUCCUCUCCUUAUCCAACUUCUGGCUACGGUGAGGGGAGCCAGCCCCAGACAGGAAACCACACUGAACGUAAUACGUUGGCUGCAGGCGGUGUUGGGGCUGGAGCUACUGGUGGAGUAGACGAGGCACAAAAGAUGAGAGACUAUGCGCCCACUGAUCUUGGAACUCGGGUGCAAGAGCAUCAGCAUCCCGGAGCUUCGAUUGCAACCUACUCGUCUCCUGAUUAUGGCAACGAUACGGAAAAGAGACAUCACAUAGGACGUCAUACAGGCAGAGAUGCUGCUCUUGUAGGAGGUGCCGGGGCCGGGGCCGGGGCUUUGGCCGAUCACGAAUAUUCCCAUAGAGAUGUUGCUGGUUACGGUAGCGAGCCCUACCAAGAAGCCUCGCGCGGGCAUCAUAUCGGUAGAGAUACUGCAGCUGUUGGGGGCGCAGGAACCGGCACUGGUGCUUUAGCCGGUCACGAACACUCUCCGAGAGACGCCGCUGGCUACGGUACCGAGCCUUAUCAAGACACUUCGCGAGAGCAUCAUACCGGCAGAGAUGCGGCAAUUCUUGGCGGGGCUGCUGGUGCGGGUGGUCUGGCUGAGCACGAAUACUCUAAAAAAGAUGCGGAGAAGUUGCAGAAAGAGCACGCUAAAGAAGAGAAGGCUCUCGAGAAGGAGCACUCGAAAGAGGUCAAGCACCACAACAAAGAGCUCGCGAAGGAGGAGAAGGCCCAUGAAAAGGCAAUUGAGAAGUCGGAGAAGAAACACGAGAAAGCCAUGGGGAAGGAUGAGAAGAAGCAUGAUAAAGCCAUUGAAAAAGACGAGAAGAAGCAGGAGCAUGGGGAGAAGAAGCACGGUGGCCUUCUCGGGUUCCUUCAUCGUGACAAGCCCGAAAAGGAGCUCAAAGAGGAAGAAGCCCGUCGUCAAGGAGCCAUACACCCUGGCCGUGGUGAAGAGGAGAUGGCCGCUGGGGCGGGUGCGACUGGACUUGGAUCUCGUAGCGGCUACGACCCGCUUCAGGGAGAGCAUGGCAGUCAAUCGGGAGUCCACGAUACCCCUAUUGGAAUCGGAUCUGGUCCCACGACUCACGACGCCUACGGCGCUCAUGACUCGGGGCACAACAAGUUGCACAAAGACCCGCCUGCAAAGAUAGCCGAGUCUCGAGGCUUUGAGUUCCACUGA